Micropterus salmoides (largemouth bass) is the source of this 1150-nucleotide messenger RNA. RefSeq names its product centromere protein H (gene cenph). Gene Ontology annotation, biological process: kinetochore assembly; mitotic spindle organization; chromosome segregation. Bases 350 to 1069 code for a protein of 239 amino acids. Gene Ontology annotation, molecular function: kinetochore binding. NCBI's taxonomy places the organism in Eukaryota, Metazoa, Chordata, Actinopteri, Centrarchiformes, Centrarchidae. The record is from RefSeq and is a predicted model, not a curated record. The transcript is spliced from 10 exons. Gene Ontology annotation, cellular component: nucleus; kinetochore.
UCAACUGAAAACGGAUAUAAACAAAACGAGUGACCGAUUUAAUGCGUUUAUUCCUUUUUAUAUACAGUCUGUGGUUUAUUCAUAAGUUUGUAACAAGGCUUCGUAUGUGACAGCCGCUUUUGUGAAGGUAUUAUUAAAUAUUAUUAAGUUUUAAUUUAGAGUCCGAGUAAGCGAUUGACGUAACGUUGGUAAACAUAAACCGUCAGAGAAAAGGAGGUAUUUUCUGAGAAUAACGUAAAGUUACUACCGCUUCAUGUGUUUAGGUUUGACCUACCGGCAACGUUAACCUCAAUUAAACAAGGCGAUCUGGCGUUGAUUCAUCCCUCCCAGCACCUUUUAGUGUUUUGUGAUGGAAUCAUCUGACAACAUGGGGAACUUCAACCACAUGGUGGAGGCUGUGGCACUGAAUGAUGUUCCUGCUCCUGACUGCUCCACUGGACAGAAGGAUACCUCCCCGGCAGACAUGCUGAGAAUAAAACAGCAGAUGUCCAACCAGUGCUUUGAGAUGGCAGUACAGCUCCACGCAGGAAAAAGUAAGAGAUCAUGCAGUAUAUCUGAAGCUGAGAGAGACUUGCCAGAUUACGUUGAUGAGCUGGAAAAAGUCAAGACAAUUCAUUUUAACAGCACAUUGGCACUGCACAGAAUGCAGAUGUGGCACGCUAUUGGAGAAAAACUGAAACAGAAUGAUUCAGAGGCAGAUGCCCUGAAAGCUGUCAGUGAUCGCUGCAUGACUCUUUGUUCACGCAUAAAACAACUUCAGCAAGAGACAAGAGAUCUUCAAGAUGACAUCACAGAAAUACAGAAGAAGAGGCUUGAGAUGAAGCGGCUCACGCAUGAGAAAAUGAAAGAGAUGGAAGACUUGAUGUCCAAGAAAGAGCACCCAGAUAUAGAGAAGUACAAAGCUGCGUUGGAGAAAGGCCAGGCGAACCUGGAGAAGUAUAAAAAGAUGGCCAUCAUGACACAGAACGUACUCAGGGGCAUCCUCUUGGCCUGUAAAGUCAACUGGCUGGAUGAUCCCAAACUUCGAGACAUCGCCAUGACACUGGAGGAAUUUCCCAUCUCUGACUAGAGCAUGAAUCGAUUUAUGUCAUCUGUAUAUAUUUUCUGUAUUGUACCGUCUAAUAAAUAAUCAUCAAAACUGUUAAAACCA